AGUCUGGCACUUUCGUGAAGUUGAACACUCGCGAGUGUUUGGUGAGGGUGUGUGUUGGGGGAAAGUGUCGCUACUGUCACUCUUCCUGGAUAACUUCCCAGUUAUUUAUAGACUCUUGGGGAUAUUCUCUACCCGGUGAGUGAAGUGUUGGAAAGUGUAGAGGUGAAGGGAGGUGGGUGUGAGGUGUUUUAAAUAUGGCUGCUGUGUGGUAGGUCACGGAGGCGAGAUUUAAACAACCAGAAUCACGCCCAGUUGAGCAGCGGCGACCACACGACCCCUGGCAAGCAUUGCAGGGGUUGAGAUGGCCAACGCCUCAAUAAUAUGCAACGCUUAAAUGUUCUAAAAACAUCAAUCAAUAACUAAAGUUUACCGAAAGAAGGAAAAGGUUUAACUGGGCUGUUUAUAUGUGAAGUGUGUUGUGGUAAUGUUGUUUUGAUUAAUUGAAAUACAUCCAGAAUUGUCAAAAACACUGCCUGAAGUUUUUUGUGAGAUAAACAGACUUAGCGAGGCAAGCACACUGACAGGUUAUCGGGCUACAAUCUAGGACGCACCUCCUCCCUACCCGUCCACAACCAAAACAAACAAGACGGUGACCAAUCACACCCGCUGACCCUUCACCCCUGACCUCCAGCCUCUAUUCACCUCCUUCUAUUGACCUUAUAAGGCUCUUGAGCUAAAAUGGGCCGAGUGCUUUAAUAAGAAGGGGAGGACGGCCAGGAAUAGGCAGCAGGUGUCGUCAUCGGCGCCCACUUGGUCGAAAAUCGUCUGACCGUUUCAGUCACAACAACUGUUUUAGGGAUGGGAUUGGUGUGGUGCUUGUGUCUGGUGGUGGUGGCAGGUAUGGUGUUACUACCGCCAGCCUCGUCCUGUUCCUGCUACCUGCGACACCCUCAACAACACGUGUGUGAGGCAGACUUCGUGGUGUUUGCUCGUGUUCGUCGCCUCACUACAACACCAGAUGGACACAAAGCAUACAAGGUCAAGGUGAAGAGGCUAGUUAAGGGUUCUGAGAAAGUGGAGUUGAUUCUGCAGAAAGGUCUGAUCUACACAGUGCCAUCAUCCUGUGAGGCAAAGCUAAAGACCCGCACCUCCCACAUCAUUACGGGUAACGUGUCGGCCGGCAAGCCAUGGCUCACCCUUUGUAAUUUUGCUGCCCCCAUGCGAAGCCUUACCCCAAAGAUGAAGAAAGGGUUCCGGCUCCUGUACCAGAGUGGCUGCGACUGUUCGAUCAUGUCAUGUCACUUCUGGGAGCGGUGUCCUAAGGCCAGCUUUUUCUGUGCCUGGGAGACUUCUAGGGAAAAGUUCGACUGCCAAGGACGACAGUCUAUGUGUCUUCGUGGUCCUGAUGGAACUUGUGACUGGCUUCGUGGUCAUACUUACCGAACAUGUAUGAAGUCACUUCGUUCAAGAUCAAAUGAUACAGACAUAAAUAAUACCCAGGACAACAGUAUUAGUAGAGGUAUCAACGGCAUUCAUCGUCGUCGUAAACCAUCAAGAUAUGGCUACAAGCGGACCCAAGGACACCAAGCUAGACCACAUAACAUGUAUUCAAGAAUCGGCUAUGUACCUAAGAAUGGAUGAAGACUCAAACAUGCACACCAGGUUCUGCCUCUAGUUUUUAUAAAAUUUGAUGUGAAUAGGUAAAUGAUGGCCCAACCUCAUAGUAUUUAGAUCUUAUGCCAGUAUUUUGAUAGUUUUGACAGAAGUCAUAGUACAGUACCCUCAAACAUAUAGCUAAAGGGCAUGUGGUGUUUCAUGCCGAAUCAUACAAAACAGUAAUGAUUAGCUUGUGCUAGCAUUAGCUAUACAAAAAAUGAUCAGCAAGAACCUUGAUCGUCCAAACUACAGUGUAGAUACUGUACUGUAGUCAUAGUGUGUUUGUGUGUUACUGAAAUGCCUACUAAGGCCACUAUAAACUUUGUAAAGUAGUCUUAAAAUCUUAAAAGUAGCUUAUGUUAUGUUUUGUGAUUAGUGGUAAUGUUCAAGCGUAGUUGUGGAGGUGAGCAGGUCUGGACACCCGGGGUAUUGCUGAACUAACUAUUUAUAAAACAUGACAAACAGGGGUGGAUCCAGGGAAUUUUAAUGGGAGAUUCACCAGAUACUGUAUUGUACUACAAGGAGGGUGACUCCCAUUAGAAAUUGGGUUAUUAUUAUGUUGACAUAUCUUACAUUAGUGAUUAUUGAUUAGCCAAGCUUAACUGUAGUUGAUUUAAGUGAGACUGCAUGUUCUUUUAUGAAUUUAUAGGUCAUUUAUGAAAGGGGUUUGUGGGCACCCAGUGGCCCCCACCCAGGAUCUGCCCCUGACAAACUAUCAUGGAGAGCUAUCUUUCCUGUACAUCAUAUCUAUAUUGACAGUAAUGAGUUAGUAGCAGUAGAUAUUAUUUUUUUGGUAGUACAGUUGCUCUAUUUUGUGGUGAUGGUUUGUCUAUAUUUGGUUGGAAUGAAUCUAGUCUGUUGGUAGUAUAAGUACAGUAGCUUCCAUCUGAACUAUUAGAGUAGCAAAAAAUUAUUGUUGAAUGAGUUUUCUGUCAUAAUGUUGAUGAGUCACAAACAGUAAGUACAGUACUGUAUUCUUGUUACUCUUGGAUGACAUACAAUUGAAGACGGUUGGCGGUGAUAUUAAAGGGCUUGGUAAACAUAAAUUAAUGAUAAUUGACAAUUGCAGUAAAUCUGAAGCCAUGACUUUAACUAAAAUAUGAACAUGAUAAUAGGUACAAUACUGCACUUACAUCUGACAAAGGGAUCAGUAGGAACAUGAUGAUGAUACAUCUUUCUGAAGAGAUGAUGGACACAUACUCUGAAGGUACAGCAUUAAUGUGAUCAAUUUCUGCCUUGACCCAUUAACUGUCAUUGCCAGGGGAAGGUGAUAGGAGAAAGUUUUUUGUAUUUGCUUUUGUCAGUCAUUUACUGAAACAACAAAGAAACAAAACUAUAUUGGAUAUGAAGCAAAUUAUGUUAUACUGUACAUGCAGUACAGCUGUGGAUUUAGUACUGAAUAUUUUUCGCACCAAAUAAAGUGCAAGUCCAAAUAUAGUAUGUAAAUUAUUUGUAAAAAUAUUUGACACUUCAGAAAUGGAAAAAUAUAUUUGCAACUUCCAGUUUAAUUUAAAAGCUUUAGUCUUGGUCAUCACUUAAUCUUUUAUUCACUUCUCACUUACAGUAUAUGAAAUUUUGGUUGUAAUUUUGAAUUAAGCCAAAAGCUUAAGCCUGUUUAUGGUAAUCAUAUUUACUUUAUUAAGACGGUUUAACGAUGCAGCGCUGCCUCCUUGUUGUAACUCCUUGUCCACUAUUAUUAGAAGUGUUAUCUUUA
Homarus americanus (American lobster) is the source of this 3310-nucleotide messenger RNA. RefSeq names its product metalloproteinase inhibitor 3-like (gene Timp). Bases 799 to 1581 code for a protein of 260 amino acids. Gene Ontology annotation, cellular component: extracellular matrix. Lineage: Eukaryota; Metazoa; Arthropoda; Malacostraca; Decapoda; Nephropidae. The record is from RefSeq and is a predicted model, not a curated record. Gene Ontology annotation, molecular function: protease binding; metalloendopeptidase inhibitor activity. Gene Ontology annotation, biological process: negative regulation of endopeptidase activity; negative regulation of membrane protein ectodomain proteolysis. The transcript has 6 exons.